Messenger RNA from Brassica napus (rape), 2939 nucleotides. Its product is annotated as CSC1-like protein RXW8. The coding region runs from base 288 to 2585 and encodes 765 amino acids. Gene Ontology annotation, molecular function: calcium-activated cation channel activity. NCBI's taxonomy places the organism in Eukaryota, Viridiplantae, Streptophyta, Magnoliopsida, Brassicales, Brassicaceae. The record is from RefSeq and is a predicted model, not a curated record. The transcript is spliced from 12 exons. Gene Ontology annotation, cellular component: plasma membrane.
UUAAUAAUUAAUAAGAUAUGAACUGGAACAACGCGAACUCCUCGCGGGAUGGGAAUUGCAAAAGCAAUUUGGUGUCAUUUUUAUUCUUUUUAUUUUAUUCUUUGUGUUUCUCUUCUCUGCGAGUUCUUAGGGUUUCUGUAUUCUCUCUCGUUCUGUGAUUGAUUUCUCGGAAGUCAAACCAAAGUUUUGGCGUUUAAUUGGUCCCGGCGAAGAUCUCUUGUUUCGUUGUUUCACUUGGCUUAUGAAGUUCUUCUCCGCCUGCCAAUUUUUAGUGAGCAGGGUUUGAGAUGGAGAUUGCAGCUCUUUUAACAUCUGCUGGGAUCAACAUUUCGAUAUGCAUUGUGCUUCUCUCACUUUAUUCUGUACUUAGGAAACAGCCAGCCAAUUACUGUGUCUAUUUUGGACGAAGGCUUGUUUGUGGAGGUGCUAGACGUUAUGAUCCUUUUUGGUACGAAAGGUUUGUGCCUUCUCCAAGUUGGCUGGUCAAAACAUGGGAAACUAGUGAAGAUGAAUUAUUAACUGCUGCUGGUCUUGACGCUGUUGUUUUCCUCAGGAUGGUCAUUUUCAGCAUUCGUAUUUUCUUUAUUACUGCUGUUGUUUGUAUUGCCUUUGUGCUGCCUGUAAAUUAUUAUGGCCAACCGAGGAUGCACAAAGAAAUUCAUUUGGAGUCAUCCGAAGUGUUCACUAUCGAAAAUCUUAAAGAAGGUUCAAAAUGGCUGUGGGUUCAUUGUCUUGCACUGUACAUUAUAACUUCAGCAGCAUGUCUUCUUCUCUACUUUGAGUAUAGGACCAUAGCCAAAAUGAGGCUUGGACAUAUUACUAGUUCUGCCCCAAAGCCAAGUCAAUUUACCGUUCUUAUCCGAGCUAUUCCAUGGCAUCCUGAGCAAUCUUACAGCGACACCCUGAGUAAAUACUUCACAAAUUACUAUUCAUCAAGCUAUUUGUCCCACCAGAUGGUUUACCAUAAUGGCAUCAUUCAGAGAUUGCUGCAUGAUGCAGAGAGGGUGUGCCUGAGUCUAAAACAUGUUUCUCCUGAAAUCAGUUGUAAACCGAGUUUGACUCCAUGUAACUUUUGUGGAGGACCUACAGCCACAAAUUCGUUUCAUAUCCUAUCUAAUGAAGGUGACAGUGUGAAAGGAAUGGAGCUUGGUGAGUUGACUGUGACUACAACAGAGCAAGAACGUCCAGCUGCUUUUGUGUUUUUUAAGACACGCUACGAUGCACUUGUUGUUUCAGAGGUUCUACAAUCAUCAAAUCCUAUGUUAUGGGUGUCGGACUUAGCUCCAGAACCUCACGAUGUGUAUUGGAGGAAUCUUAACAUACCUUAUCGACAACUUUGGAUACGGAGAAUAGUAACUCUUGUUGGCGCAGUUGCCUUCAUGUUUGUGUUUCUUAUUCCUGUGACCUUCAUUCAAGGUCUGACUCAGUUAGAACAGUUGUCUCAUGCAUUUCCGUUUUUAAGAGGCAUCUUAAAGAAGAAGUUUAUAAACCAGGUCAUCACAGGGUACUUACCCAGUGUGAUACUGAUUCUGUUUUUCUAUGCCGUUCCACCACUGAUGAUGUAUUUUUCAGCCUUGGAGGGAUGUAUUUCACGGAGUAUAAGGAAGAAUAGUGCAUGCAUCAAAAUCUUAUAUUUUACCAUUUGGAAUGUGUUCUUCGUGAAUAUUUUAUCCGGGUCUGUUAUCAGGCAACUGAAUGUCUUCUCUAGUGUCAGAGACAUACCUGCACAACUUGCAAGAGCAGUGCCGACACAGGCUGGCUUCUUUACGACCUAUUGUUUCACAUCUGGUUGGGCCAGUUUGGCUUGUGAAAUAAUGCAACCUAUGGCUCUUAUAUGGAAUCUGGCAGCAAAAUCUAUUUCAACGAACAAGGAUGAGUCAUACGAAACACUUAGGUUCCCAUACCAUACCGAAAUUCCUCGAUUGCUUUUGUUUGGGCUCCUGGGUUUCACCAACUCAGUCAUAGCGCCACUUAUUCUACCGUUUUUGCUGAUUUACUUCUUCCUUGCAUAUCUAAUAUACAAAAAUCAGAUACUCAACGUGUAUAUUACGAAGUACGAAAGCGGUGGAAAAUACUGGCCUAUCUUUCACAACACAACAAUCUUCUCACUGAUCUUGACACAGAUUAUUGCUUUGGGUUUUUUCGGACUAAAGCUAUCAACCGUUGCUUCGGGUUUCACCAUACCGUUGAUUCUCCUCACUCUGCUCUUUAGUGAGUAUUGCCGGAAUAGAUUUGCGCCAAUAUUCCAUAAGCAUCCUGCUCAGGUUCUUAUAGACAUGGACAGAGCUGAUGAAAUGACAGGAAAGAUGGAAGAGUUACACAAAAAGUUGCAUAGUGUAUACUCCCAAAUACCAUUACACCUUCAGAAAUCAUCGAGCAACGGUGAAAGCAGUACUCCUUUCUCAAAUCAGGAGUUACCAGAUCCUGAGAAAUUGAAGCCAGAGGAAGGGGACGCCAUAGCUAAAGAGUUAUGGGGCUUCCAGGGUAAUGAAUCUGGUCAAGAACAUGACACUAAGUCAUGUCCCAGUGCUUCUUCACCAGAGCAUCUGACCCCUAAGAUGAUCGAGCUCCACAAACUGAACUAGAACGUUUAAUUAAUGAUUUGAAGUGCUAUUCAAUCACUGGGGCUCCAAUUCAUUAAAGUGGGGUUUAAGCAGAAGAAUAUUCUGUUGAAGAAGCUCAGCUUCUAAAGGAGCCAAUGGUAAAUGUGAAUAUACUCACUGACUGAAAGAAAGAUAAUGGUAAAAGUUGAAUUGGAACAUUUUUCAUUUUCUUUAGUUGAAACUCCUACAAAUUCUGUAGGAGUAAAUUGGAGAAAGCAUGUAGAGUCUUCUUGCUUAAAGAAAAAGCUGUACAUUUUAUAGUUGCUGCAAGAAGAAAUGUAUUAGUACUCAACUUUUCUCAAUAGAAUAAUUAAGAGCAAAAGAGCUCUUCGUACU